AUGGCCUCCACUGCUACCACUGUCCCCACCAAGGAGCAGGUUCUCGUCCCCGAGACCCUCCUGAAGAAGCGCAAGAGCCAGGAGCAGGCUCGCGCUGUCGCCCGUGAGGAGGCCGAGAAGAAGAAGGCCGCCAACAAGGAGAAGCGCGCCGUCAUCUUCAAGCGUGCCGAGUCCUACGUCAAGGAGUACCGCGAUGCUGAGCGCGAGAAGAUCCGCCUUGCCCGCGUUGCUCGCAAGGAGGGUAACUUCUACGUUGCUGACGAGCCCAAGCUUGUCUUCGUUAUCCGUAUCAAGGGUAUCAACAAGAUCCCUCCCCAGCCCCGCAAGAUCCUCCAGCUGCUCCGUCUGCUCCAGAUCAACAACGGUACCUUCGUCCGUCUUACCAAGGCUACCCAGGAGAUGUUGACCAUCAUCAACCCCUACAUUGCCUACGGUUACCCCAACCUCAAGUCCGUCCGUGAGCUCGUCUACAAGCGCGGUUACGGAAAGGUCGACAAGCAGCGUGUUCCCCUCACUGACAACCAGAUCAUUGAGGAGAACCUCGGCAAGUACGGCAUUGUCUGCAUGGAGGAUCUGAUCCACGAGAUCUACACCGUUGGCCCCAACUUCAAGCAGGCCAACAACUUCCUGUGGCCCUUCAAGCUCUCCAACCCCACUGGUGGCUUCCACACCCGCAAGUUCAAGCACUUCAUCGAGGGUGGUGACUACGGUAACCGUGAGGAGAACAUCAACGGCCUCAUCCGCCAGAUGAACUAG
Molecule: messenger RNA, 756 nt
Organism: Aspergillus luchuensis
Lineage: Eukaryota; Fungi; Ascomycota; Eurotiomycetes; Eurotiales; Aspergillaceae
Gene: RPL7
Product: 60S ribosomal protein uL30
Exons: 4
Coding region: 1-756 (251 amino acids)
Biological process (GO): maturation of LSU-rRNA from tricistronic rRNA transcript (SSU-rRNA, 5.8S rRNA, LSU-rRNA)
Cellular component (GO): cytosolic large ribosomal subunit
Molecular function (GO): structural constituent of ribosome; RNA binding
Source: RefSeq, a predicted model, not a curated record